AUGGCAUUUUCCAUUUUCAAUGGAUUCAUGCAGGGACAUUACCUAUUAAACUAUUAUCUGUAUGAUGAACAAUGGCUAACUUCUCCUCAGUUCAUCAUAGGAUUCACCAUGUUUUGUGUUGGAAUGGCCAUCAACAUUCAUUCAGACCAGCAACUGAUUCACUUGCGCAAACCGGGAGAAACUGGAUACAAAAUGCCUGUCGGCGGAUUGUUCGAGUACGUCACUGCACCCAAUUUCUUUGCUGAAAUCAUCGAGUGGAUCGGUUUUGCCAUUGCUUCCUGCAGUCCUCCAGCAGCCGUUUUCGCUUUCUUCUCCACAGUCUUCCUUUGCUACAGAGCAUGGCACCAUCACCAUUUCUAUUUAAAAAAAUUUGACAACUAUCCACGAUCCAGAAAAAUCAUCAUUCCAUUCGUAUUUUAA
Messenger RNA from Daphnia pulicaria, 420 nucleotides. RefSeq names its product 3-oxo-5-alpha-steroid 4-dehydrogenase 1-like. The record is from RefSeq and is a predicted model, not a curated record. Gene Ontology annotation, molecular function: 3-oxo-5-alpha-steroid 4-dehydrogenase activity. The transcript has 3 exons. The coding region runs from base 1 to 420 and encodes 139 amino acids. Lineage: Eukaryota; Metazoa; Arthropoda; Branchiopoda; Diplostraca; Daphniidae. Gene Ontology annotation, biological process: steroid biosynthetic process.